CAUGGUCUUGUGGUAAUUCGUUUCUUUACACACUUUGCUGUUAAACAUCAGAAGCAACAAUGUUGAGGUACGUUAUUCUACUCUGCUUAUCAGUGUUGCUGUAUGGCACCAAAGCAAGCCCCUAUAAAUCAUGGGGAAAGGAAAUGUAUCCAGCAGCUCAAGAUACAAGGUCUCAUGAUUUAAAUGAGUCCAAGUUCAUGUUGGGACUUAAGGAAGUUGAACCGGUAGAGAAGCAGGAUCUCAAAGAGGUCGACAUUGAUCCCUAUAUGGCCUUAAGAAAAGCUAUGAAGCAGUAUCGCCAGCAGAAACACGAUAAGCCUGAAGAGGUUGAGCACUUGGCUGCAAACAAGCAGGGGCAGCUCUAUCAAGAAGCUGAGAAGGACCUGGAUGCUGUUUACCAUAACAUACAGGGAAUAGUGAGCCACGAUGAUCUCAAAGAGCAAGUUGUCCAGCCUGAGAUAACACUCCUUGACAAGGCUGAAGUGAUGGAACUACAUAAAGAAAGUGUCUAUAUGAGCCCAGAAGAAGACAAAGAUGGCUUGCAUCAUGGAGAUUUUAUAGGCCAACUGUUUCAGGUUUCAGUCAUAGAGGAUCUUCCUGAGGUAUAUACAGAACCUGAAGAGGACAGAGAUCACCUCUUCCACAAUUAAACAAGAAUAAUGCAAUUAAAUAAAUGAAAUCAUGCUCAGAGUGAAUUAAUUAUAUGAGUUUUUAAAUUCAUAAUAGCUUAAAACAAAGCCAUGCACAUAACAGUUAAAGCUCUGAUAAUGACAGAAGAUCAGCAGUUUUUAUUCACAGAUCUACCAGUAGGACGUGGAGUACGGCCUCUAAACCUGUUGAGCAGUAGGCUUGGAUUGUAAAUUGUCUUAAAUCUGCAGUGCUCUGGAAAGAAAUGCUAGAAAAAUUAAUAAAAGAAAAUGUAUUAUAAGCAAA
Molecule: messenger RNA, 933 nt
Organism: Silurus meridionalis
Lineage: Eukaryota; Metazoa; Chordata; Actinopteri; Siluriformes; Siluridae
Exons: 4
Coding region: 60-650 (196 amino acids)
Source: RefSeq, a predicted model, not a curated record